Molecule: messenger RNA, 534 nt
Organism: Ailuropoda melanoleuca (giant panda)
Lineage: Eukaryota; Metazoa; Chordata; Mammalia; Carnivora; Ursidae
Gene: COX7A2
Product: cytochrome c oxidase subunit 7A2
Exons: 4
Coding region: 137-388 (83 amino acids)
Biological process (GO): regulation of oxidative phosphorylation; mitochondrial respirasome assembly; mitochondrial electron transport, cytochrome c to oxygen
Cellular component (GO): respiratory chain complex IV
Source: RefSeq, a predicted model, not a curated record
CAAGCCCCUCCUCCGCCCGGAAAUAUUUAUGUUCCCUGACGCUUGCGCAAGGCCAGAAGGUAGUUCCGGUUCCUGUGCGGGGAUUUUCGUUCCUGGUGGUCGGUUGUCGCGGUUGGUGGGAAAUAACUGAACCAAGAUGCUGCGGAAUCUGCUGGCUCUUCGUCAGAUUGCCCGGAGGACCAUAAGUACUGCUUCACGCAGGCAGUUUGAAAAUAAAGUUCCAGAGAAACAAAAGCUAUUUCAGGAGGAUAAUGGAAUUCCAGUGCAUCUAAAGGGUGGAAUAGCUGAUGCCCUCCUGUAUCGAGCCACUAUGGUGCUUACAGUUGGUGGAACAGCAUAUGCCAUAUAUCAGCUAGCUGUGGCUUCAUUUCCCAAGAAGCAGGAUUGACUUCAGUUUAUCAUCUCAGCAGGCAGUUGGUUCAGUUUCAUUCAGCUCUCUAUGGACCAGUAACUGAUAAAUAAAUGAGUUCUUCUUUGGGGAUCAAUAUUUAUUGACUUAUACUAACUGCCACCAAUAAAAGAAACUUUACCAUG